CGAACGCCAACAACCCUCGCAACUUUUUGGAAGCCUGCAUCCCUGGUCGAUCACCACAGUUUCGCGUUUCCGCCCUUCGUUAACCUACACGACGUCCGAUAUCCACAACAAUGGCAACAGCUCGUAAACGCCCGCGGCCGGAUAUGAUAGAGGAGAGUCAGGCAGAAUGUCCGUUCAGCGUUAUCCAUCCUGACCCUAACGAGAAGGAAAAGAAGACGAAGCGCAGACGACAAGAAUCUGAAGAUCACCCCCAACCCAAAGUUCUACUUCAAACCUCGCCCUUCCCGCCCAUGGGCAAAUUUAAGGAUCCCAAUAACACCAUGGACCGACAUUAUCAAGUCCAACCCUACCAGAAGUGGAUGGAUAUGACACGAUAUAACAGUUUUGUCCUUAACGGUGUCAAGUAUUGGAGCGAAGGUUUCAUAUUCGUUGCGAACAGCUCGACGAUCGAACGUCAAAAGAACCCAGGCGAAGCCCUACAACCUAGAAAGAAAUCGGAUGACGACUGGGUCGCAAGAAUUCUAGAAAUUCGAGCAAGUGAUGAGCAUCAUGUCUACGCACGCGUUUAUUGGAUGUACUGGCCGGACGAGCUGCCGGCGGGUACGCAAGACGGAAAGAAGUUGAUUUCAGGAAGACAGUCUUACCAUGGCGCAAACGAACUGAUCGCGUCAAAUCAUAUGGAUGUGAUCAACGUCGUCAGUGUCACCGCUGCGGCAACUGUCAAUCAGUGGGACGAGACCAAUGAGGACGACGUCCAGCCAGCACUUUACUGGCGCCAGGCCUUCGACGUCCGUAGCAUGGAACUUUCGUCUGCCGAGCUGCGCUGCAAGUGUAACCAACCUGAGAACCCCGACAAGAGACUUUUUGGAUGUUCGAACGAAGAGUGUAGGAAAUGGCUUCACGACGACUGUCUAAUUCACGAUGCUCUCUUAAAGACCUACAAACGCCUAGGAAAGGACAAACCUCACAAGCCUUCGCCAAUCAAGGAAGAGGAGGGCGAGGGUACGAAGCGACCGUUAAGUCCUAGCGAGACAGGCGCGGCGCAAACUGCUGAACAAUCGAUCGACGUCAAGCCAGAAGAGCAGCAGCAGAUGGAUAUCGAUGGCCAAAACAUUAAGACCGAGGCUUUAACUGUGUCGGUUGCCAACUCCGAAACGAAACGAAGAGGACGACCGCGUAAGUCGGAAGCGAACGAGAAGGCUGCACCCAAACCAUACGAAGGAUUAUUCGAGGGUGUCAUCAAUAGUGAUGUGAGCCCAUCGGUACUCGAGAUAACGGACCUUCGAGAGAAUGUAACGGGCGGAGACAAGUCGUGGACAGAGCCACUCGAAUGUCUCAUCUGUAGCCACGAGAUCGAGUAAUGGUAUGAUGCCGAUACGGUCUAGGUAGGUAGUCGCCAACAACACAGUUGUAUUGGUAGGGGUAUAUACAUGUUCAUGCUUUGCCUGUAAGCUUUAUCCUUUCCGCUCGGCGUUCUUGGGGGCAAAUGAUGAUACCCUACGCUUU
Messenger RNA from Annulohypoxylon maeteangense, 1506 nucleotides. RefSeq lists its product as uncharacterized. The record is from RefSeq and is a predicted model, not a curated record. NCBI's taxonomy places the organism in Eukaryota, Fungi, Ascomycota, Sordariomycetes, Xylariales, Hypoxylaceae. Bases 111 to 1361 code for a protein of 416 amino acids. The transcript has 4 exons. Gene Ontology annotation, molecular function: chromatin binding.